This is a messenger RNA of Hyaloperonospora brassicae, 1548 nucleotides long. Lineage: Eukaryota; Oomycota; Peronosporomycetes; Peronosporales; Peronosporaceae. The record is from the annotation of a GenBank genome assembly.
AUGCCGCAACGCGUCGCGGAAGUGUCGCUCGUCUUUUUGCUGCUGUACUGCGGUACGGCAGUCGUUCUGUGGAUGGAGUGGAUGGACAUGGAGACCGAUGUGGCAGUCGACUCGGCACUGCCGUUCACGGACGCGAACGUGCGAAGAGCUGGCGACGAUCGUGAUUUCGACACGGAGAGCAGGACGUUCCUACGUCGGCCGUGGAAACGAGGCGAGUUCAAGUGUCUCGGGUGGGUGGAGACGGACGACGACGGCAACGAAGUGGGGACGCGAAAAGAGUGCUGGCAACGCAUUCGAGCGGGUGACGCUGGCUACUGCGAGGUGCUGAACACGACGUCAGGAGAGACGUUCCACGUGAUGCACACAACACGUCUGUCCUUGAAAGACGAGGCUCGAUUCACGUGUGAGCUGGCCAAGGCCUUUUCCGCGUUCCAAGUGCAUGCUGCAGCGUAUCGCCACGACCCGCCGAUGACACUUGGACGCUCUGACACGCAAGGAAUCGUCAUGGCGGUCUAUGGAGACGUACUGCCGAGCGCGUUUGCCAGUAUCCGUCGGUUGCGAGAUACUGGGUGCACGCUUCCCGUAGAGCUUUGGUUCCGGUACGACGAACUCACGCCAGACAAUCCCGUGCUGGUGCUGCUGCAAGAACAGUUUGGACCCGUGCAGUUGCGCCAGGUGUUUGACGACCGCAUCCACGGCUUCAACGUCAAAGUCCAUGCUCUCUACUAUUCCCACUUUACGAGCGUGUUGCUGCUGGAUGCCGACAAUUUUGCCGUGAAGGAUCCGACACAACUCUUCUCUUCUUUGGCGAUGCAGAGCUAUGGCGCUGUGUUUUGGCCCGACUUCUGGCAUCCGGGAAACUCCAUCUUUAACCUCCAUGCGCAAAGUCUUGUGUGGGAGCUAGUAGGACUCGACUACGUGGACAUGCUGGAACAGGAAAGCGGUCAGCUACUGGUGAAUCGGGAAAUGCACAGGCAAGUGCUCGACCAGCUGCUUUACUACGCGACCCACCGACCGGGUCUGUUCAGAAAGCUAAAGCUCGUCUGGGGUGACAAAGACCUCUUUCGCUUAGCGUGGCUGCAGAAGAAAAAGCCCUUCUACUUCAACAACCACCGCAUGCCCGGAGCACUCGGGGUCAUAAACCAGAGUCGCAAACGUUUCUGCGGGGUCACGAUGGUGCAAUACGACUUGGACGGGAAAGACAUGAUGUUCUGGCACCGCAACACGAUCAAACUGAGCGGCCGUGACGAUGACAGAAUCGUCUGGCACGUGCUCCAAGAGAUGCCUGCGUUCAUGGAAAUGGACAGCUUCCCGCUUCCCAGGAUCCAGUCAUUCAAUGGCAACAAACUGUUCAACAAAACCUCUUGCUUUGGUGUAAAGCGCUAUGAGAUGAAUGCGCACGUCCAGAUGAAGCGAGUCGAUGAACUUGAUGCAGGCAUCGUCUCGCUAGAAAACACGUUGAUCAGAUACGCGCGCCAGGCACAUCAACUCAUUCACACCGAGAACGACGGCACUGUAUCUGGAGCGGUUGCAUACCACGAAGCCUGA